CAGAUUCCAUCUUCACAGCAAACAACCAAAUUUCCUCCCUGUCUUCCGCCACCCUGAGUCUUACUCUUCAUUAACUACUUGUUUCUCAACCAUGGCAUCACCGUCCACCUCCCUUGUUUUCAAAGUUCACAGACGUGAACCUGAACUGAUCACCCCUGCUAAGCCCACCCCUCACGAGUUCAAACCGUUGUCGGACAUCGAUGACCAAGAUGGUCUCCGGUUCCAAAUUCCGGUGAUACAGUUUUAUAAAUAUGAUCCUUCCAUGGAAGGGAUAGAUCCUGUUGUGGUGAUAAGAGAGGCACUAGCUAAAACGCUAGUGUUUUAUUAUCCAUUUGCUGGUAGGCUGAGGGAAGGUCCUGAACGGAAGCUGAUUGUGGAAUGUACAGGUGAAGGUGUGUUGUUUAUUGAAGCUGAUGCUGAUGUUGCUCUUCAAGAGUUUGGUGAUUCUCUUCAACCUCCAUUUCCUUGCUUGGAAGAACUCCUUUAUGAUGUUCCUGGCUCUAGUGGGGUGCUUAACUCUCCUUUACUGCUUAUUCAGGUGACGCGCCUCAAAUGUGGUGGUUUUAUAUUUUCUCUCCGCCUCAACCACACAAUGAGCGAUGCUCCAGGCCUAGUCCAAUUCAUGUCUGCCGUGGGAGAGAUGGCACGUGGCGCACAAGCGCCAUCUAUUCUUCCGACAUGGGAAAGACAAUUACUGAACUCCCGGAAUCCACCGCGUGCAACAUGCAUCCAUCGUGAAUACGAUGAAGUAAUUGAUACCAAAGGUACAAUAAUCCCACUCGAUGAUAUGGCUCACCAAUCAUUCUUCUUUGGACCUACUGAAAUCUCAGCUCUUCGAAGACUUGUGCCACGAGACCUUCGCCAAUGCUCUACCUUUGAAUUAUUAACGGCAUGUCUAUGGAAAUGUCGUACCAUCGCACUUCGACCAGAUCCCCAAGAGGAAAUGCGUAUCAUUUGUAUUGUCAAUGGACGUAAUAAGUUUAACCCACCGUUACCGACUGGAUAUUACGGUAAUGGAUUUGUAUUUCCGGUGGCAGUGGCUACUGCAGGAGAGCUUUUUGAGAAACCGCUAGGCUUUGCAUUAAAACUAAUAAAAAAUGUUAAAAACAGCGUGACAGAAGAGUACAUGCGAUCGGUGGCGGAUUUGAUGGUGAUUAAAGGGAGGCCUCAUUUCACAGUGGUAAGAAGCUAUUUAGUGUCAGAUGUAACACGAGCAGGAUUCGGAGAAGUAGAUUUUGGAUGGGGUAAAGCUGCAUACGGUGGGCCAGCGAAAGGUGGGGUAGGAGCGAUACCUGGAGUAGCAAGCUUUUACAUUCCACUCAAAAAUAAGGAAGGAGAAAAUGGGAUAGUUUUGCCAAUUUGCUUGCCGGCACAAGCAAUGGAAAGAUUUGUAAAAGAGCUAAAGGGUAUGUUAGAGGAGCAGCCAAUUAGUGAGGCUACAAAGUACAAAUUUAUAGUAUCUGCCUUGUAAUUCUACUAUUUUGAAGUUGUGUAGUUUUGAAAUUAUUGGCAUGUAUGAAAUAUCAACUCAUCAUAUUCAAAUGAUAUAUCAAAUCAAUAAUAUUAUAACAUAUUGUUAAAUAA
Messenger RNA from Manihot esculenta (cassava), 1584 nucleotides. Its product is annotated as benzyl alcohol O-benzoyltransferase. The record is from RefSeq and is a predicted model, not a curated record. The transcript is spliced from 2 exons. The coding region runs from base 92 to 1471 and encodes 459 amino acids. Lineage: Eukaryota; Viridiplantae; Streptophyta; Magnoliopsida; Malpighiales; Euphorbiaceae.